AUGGUUUGGAACUAUGCCGUCCAAAUCUUCUACAACCCCAUCCUCGCCCUCGUCAAGCUUUCCGUGCUCAUCUUCCUCUACCGGCUCUUUGCUCACAAGCGAGGAGUCAAGCUCUACAUUGUCGGGCUUUCGGGAGUUACCCUGGUGCAGUUGGUGGCUGUGGCUGGCGCCAUCAUCUUCCAAUGCACCCCCAUCGCCUUCAACUGGACGCCCACCCUCCCCAAUGGACGUUGCGUGGAUCAGAGAUCCCUCUACGUGUCGACGGCGGCCUUCACGAUCCUAACAGACGUGCUGGUCCUCGGAUUGCCCGCAUACAUCUUUAGGGAUCUUAACAUCCCCAAGAAGACCAAGAUUGCCUUGCUCGUCGUUUUCCUCAUGGGUGGACUUGUCACUGCGGCAAGCUUCGCCCGCCUCAUGAUUCUCGUGGUCGGCCUCUAUAACCUCGCUCCCGUGGCCAACCCUGACCCUACCUACAACAUUGGUUUCGUCACCUCGGCCAUUGAGACCAACUUGGCCCUCAUCACCGCCUCAGCGCCUGCGCUCAUGCCUCUUCUUAAGUCGUGGUUCCCCAACGUGUUUGGCCAGAACAACAGCGAGCCAAGCGCGCGCGACAGGGGCACAAUGCGGCACCUUGUCAAGCCAACGACGCCGAGGAAGAGCGACGAGGAAGGCCUUUACACCGUUACAACGGGUGGCCAGGCGCGUUAA
Messenger RNA from Parascedosporium putredinis, 708 nucleotides. NCBI's taxonomy places the organism in Eukaryota, Fungi, Ascomycota, Sordariomycetes, Microascales, Microascaceae. The record is from the annotation of a GenBank genome assembly.